This is a messenger RNA of Dicrocoelium dendriticum, 3772 nucleotides long. NCBI's taxonomy places the organism in Eukaryota, Metazoa, Platyhelminthes, Trematoda, Plagiorchiida, Dicrocoeliidae. The record is from the annotation of a GenBank genome assembly.
CUGCCAACAUUCAGUUAAGUGAACUGCGGCCCCAGUUCAUGUUGCUCUGCUACAAACGAAUCGGGGAUCAAGAGCCAGAGCUUUCCGAUGCAACUAGCUUCGUUGGUCACGUAUUACGAACGUCGCACAAGAUAACGACACCCAAAUUGGAGGUCAUUCGAGAAGCAAGGAUGAAGGAAGCGGCUGCUCAAUUCCGGUGUAGCUAUGAGGGACACGUGAGCAACUUAGAAGUAGUUUUGCUUCUCCGGCCAGGGAUUGCUUCAUAUGAUGGAACGUUGCAGAUGGUCGCAAGUACAAAUGUUCAUGUGUCCAGCUCGCUGACCCAUUCGGUCGGCCUAUUAAAUUGGUUAGAGUUGUCCCCACCACUUGAGAAAUCAUAGCUAUAUUGUCUCGUGCGACCACGUGCACACUGGGGAUCAAUAAAUCGCCGCCUCACCGGCUUCCCCGUCUCCUCCGGGCUUGUGCAACUGAGCCAGCCCAUCGACUAUUCUGCACCACAUUCACGUUGCCCUCAAGCACCAUUGUUAAAAACUGCUCCUAAACUGGACGGAAGUUCUAUCGGGGUGAGUAAGAGCACAGUGCAAAUUACGUGCCAGGUCGAUGCCAGUGUUAGGGGAUUGCCUAUGAAAUUGUAUGCGAACACACCUCAGGUUCUACUUGGUUUGUGUAACUCAGACAUACCAGAAGUGAGCGAUACCAUGCUGAAGCUUCCAUGUCAAUUCACGCUAGAGGAGGAUUCGGAUUGUUCACUACUGAUGAACCAGAUCGAAAUGACUAAAACGAACUACACUGUGGACUGUUUUGCUUCACGCAGUAAGAGGUCAAACAACGUGUACCGGGAGAUAGUUUUGAACAUAACGCAUUUGCGCUCAGAUGUUUUCGAUGGCUAUGUGUUUUGUGAAACAAUAGUCCAGAGCCAAAGAUACAAAGAUUACGAAACCGGAGAGAAUGCGUACAAGCGACUGACAAGCGAAGUGGCGCACCUACGUUUACCAUUGGCUCCCGUGAUUGAAACGCUUCUAUUUGACCCACACGAGGAAGUGUGGAAAUGCAUCGGCUCGGCUCACCCGGAAGUCAAGUCCUACCUUGGAAUAAUACAAGUAGACUCUGAGUUGGAGAAUCAGGUAGUGGACACAUACUGGCACAAAGUCAUCCCUGUAGUUCCUGCUUGGCGGCGCCUGGAGCAACUGCCAGCAACUUACCAGUUCGACAUGGAUGAUGUAAUCUAUCAGUGGGAACUUAUCCUGGUGCCCAGACCACCGAUAUGGGAGUUAGCUCCCGAAACCCGCCUCACUGUCCAGUGCAGUUUUGGCAAUGAGUCGGCGAACUUGACCACCUUAAUCCCGGAAAACGUGUACUCCACUCAUUACAGGAAUGCCGGUGGCAAAUUGGAGUUUAAUUGCUUCUUUCGCGAUUCAACCUUGGACCCGAUCAGACAGAUCUCCAUAAACCGCCUCAUACAGCCAGGUUGGCUGGAGUACGAUCUGACGCUGGGAACUGUCAUUGUCGCGGGAUGGAUGGAAGGCAACUGGAGAAAAUUAGACGAGAGCGAGUUGGAGAUACGUGAACUUCAAUUGACCAACGCACAUUUGUGGAGGUUGCAUACCGACAGGGAUGAUAGGAAUUUGCGUAUGACUAUAGAUACACUUCAUAGCACGGAAUUCGACAGUGGAGAAUACUACUGCACGGCGGUGACAGCUAAGAAUGUAUAUUAUAACCUCGCCCCUAUUCCAGCAGCAGUUCGUGGAACUCAACGAGGCAUGUUGUUUGCCCAAAGAGCCCCAGAACUAUCAACUAGAUGGUCAAUAAAAGUACCAUCAGCGGUCGUAUCGAAAAUUCUACAAACCAGAUGCCUGAUAUGGACAACUAACAUCGGUUACAACCCAUCCUUGGAGUUUAAUAGAGUUCCAGCUGAGCAUGAACGACUUUUAAAGCGUAACGUGGUCUUUCGUAAUCAAAGUAGAAUGUCAAUUGUUAAACUAAUGGAAGACUGGUUCCAGGUACUGCGCAGUGACUCUUCAACUGAGGGAGAUCGAAUUGGCUGCACUGUGAGAGAUGAGUCCGGAAGAGAGUCAACAAAAUGGCUCAUCAUGCCAAGCAUGGAAUGUACAGCCCCAGAGUCGGUGUACUGGGAACCGUUCACAUACUCCGAUUACCGACGGUCAGCCAAGUUGCAAUGUCGUGCAAAGGGCGGUUGUGUCUCACCAACACUCACCUGGGCUUGGAUUGCUGGACCGAUUCGGCCUUCGAUUGCAAUGAAAGGAUGGAAUACGUCGAAAGUAUCUGAAGGUGAUAUGCUACACAUGUCACGCCUUCCUGGGCCAGGAGCAUAUGCCUUUGAGUGUGUGGCUUCAUGUGAAUGUUCCGGUUAUCCAUUUAGUACACGUAUCAUAGUCACUUUCUUUGUUGGUGAAUCACUGGUGAAUUACACUUUGUGGAAAGAUGAAUGGCAAAAUGCGACGUCCGAUGAACUCUUCGGAGGCACAUAUAAAAAUGUCGAGAAAGAUACGCAAUCGGAUGUGGACAAAAGUUUUACGGACAUUCCGAAUGAACUCAGAUGGAAACAACUACAUCGCAGUCAGGCGCUUGACUCCUGGGAGUGCCACACAGGUGGAUUAAAUGAAGUCUAUGAGUGUGGAAGUGAAGAGGCAGAUAUGUUGGGUAAGGAUGGCGAGGCGAUGGAUCGGAGUGUAGGACCAGACAUCAGCAAGGAUAGACAACACUUCGAGGGUGGCUACUCAAUCGACGCCGUCGGAAGCACUAGAAAUGCGGAGGCGCAACUCAAGAACAACCCACAAGUGAUCCGAUGGAAUGUAUUGCGCAGGGGACCGGACGCGCGAACCACUUUUCUCCAAGGUAGUCUUCAACUGCGAACUGCUGAUGAACUUGCUCCAUCGAUUAAAAAGCUGCGGCAUACAGAAAGAACUUCAUACACAUUUGGAGAAAUAGCAGGAAAGCACUCCACCCGGCUUGAGAAAGCUAAUGAAUAUGAAAAUCGCGUUGUCAGAGAGUAUCGCAUAGAGGAUUACUUGAAGCAGGUAGUUACGAGAGAGCAUUCGAUACCACAUGUGCCUUCAAAUGUAGAUCCGUUGCCCACAUUCUUAGAAGCCUGGGAGGAGUGGGAUCCAUGGGCAAGAGUAGCUGAAAACGAAUUUGACUCCACGAAAGAGUUUCACGUAGAAGUGCAGAGGAGUGUACUUGAGGCUGAGUUUGCGCAGCAGCGGAAGGAAGUGGAACCUGUGCAUGUUGACAAACCUCUCCACCAAAGGGUAUACAAGAGACGAACGCCCUCAUCUGCUCAAAACCGAAUUCGGUCGAGUGUUGGACACUACUUGCCUACAAAUCAUCCAGUCCCACCGCGUCGAUCAACAUCAAUUCAAUGGUCAUGGGACCCUAAGAUGGAAACAGAUGAAGUGCGGCAACAUUAUGGUUACUCACAAGUGAUUCUGCGACAUCAAAAAUCACUCAGCGAGUUUAGUGAGCACAAUGUCGAAGGCCAACAACAACGUCAGAUGUCAAGGAAACUUCAUACCAAAAACUCUGCCAUGACCGGUGAUGAGCAACUUAACUGGCGUCCUGCAUUUUGGCUAGAUGACACCACAUUCGAACCAGGUCACCAAAUGCGAUCAGAGCAAAAGGAAAUUUGCUCCGGGAGCUGCAACGCUAAACAGGAACAACAUCAAGCAGCGCGCCACGACAGUUUCCGUGCCACACUACACUCACGCAGUUAGCAGGCCUCAAGGUCACCGGUCCAUCGUGACUCGUUUGAAUC